CUCGCAAUUUAAACGGUUCAUAAAUUUCCAUUGUAAAGUUUAGCGGAAGGCCUCCGAUCAGGCGAUCACCGUACAGUUCAGCAGGCACAGCGAGCAGCGGGAAGCAACAACAUCCAACCGGAGAGCCUUUGACGACGAUGGAUGUUCCUGGUCCCAGGAAUAAAACCAUUUGCAGAGAAGGAAGUGGCGAUGAUGGCGAUAGAAUCAGUUCUCUGCCAAACAAUCUGAUUGAGCACAUCUUGACCUUUCUUCCAUUACGAGAAGCGGCCAAGACUAGUGUCCUGUCAACUGGCUGGAGGCGCAAAUGGGUGAAUAGUCCAUCGCUUGCAUUCGAUGGUCAGUUCUGGAACCCAUACCCAGUUGGGGUGGCUCCUUGGUAUCUCGGUAGUAAUGGGGUCUAUCCUAUUAGCAUCGAGAAACUAAUGUUGAAUGUGUUCACAGUUCUCUGCCACCAUAGGGGACCCUUGAGGGAGUUCUCUCUUUCUAUCCCUCAACUGAGUACCUUUCCUGCUUAUGUUGAUCAGAUUUUGCUUUCCUUGUACGAGAAAUGUAUUGAGAGCUUAUUCAUUUGGAUCAAUGAAUACAAGGUUCCUCAUUGUCUCUUCUCAUUCAGGCAGCUCAAGAAGUUGCGUCUGUACGCCUGCACGUUCACUUCCUCCCAAAUUUCGUUCGAGGAAUUCAGUAUGCUUACUAGCCUUGAACUUAAAUGGAUCAAAUUCCCAAAUGCUCAGCGGGUUUCUUUCAUCAUCAGAUGCCCAUUGCUUUUAACUUUUACUAUGAUUGCUUGUGUCACUGCUAAUGGCACCUAUCUUGAUAUACUGAGCGAAGCACCCAGCCUGAGCUAUCUCAACUGCGUAGGAAGCUUCAGUUCUGUGUGUGUCAAAUAUGCUCCGCAUCUCAAAGAUGUUACUGUCCAUCAGACUGCAAGGACUUGGGAACUAAAGAACUGAUUAUUCAACCUGGUCAAGUAUUUAGGUUAAUGAUGCUAAGGGAACUAAGGUUGGGUGAAUUGUGUCUCAGCUGUCCGAGGGAUGUCUGUCGUAGUAUGCUCUUAAUCAUAGUUGCCCCAAACUUGCAAGACCUCAUCAUCACUACCAGGCCAAUCGCAACCCAGUACAUAGCUCUCAACCUGAUAUCUGCCGUACAGAGGGUGUGUGGAAUGAUGAAACACAGAGCAAGUAAGCUGGUGAAAGUGGAGAUCAAUCAGUUGCAGGGUGUAAGGACUGAGAUGUGUUUCAUUCAAUGGUUAUUAGCUGCUUCACCUGAGCUUCACAAGAUGGAGAUCAAGUUUUCUCCUAAUUCGCUACCUACUGACCAGUUUUUAUAGGCAAGGCUCAACCAUGACAUCCUGCAAGAUUUGCCACUUUCAAACUUGAGCAGGAGCAAAAUGGUUUCAAAGUUGAGACGGGAGAGAUUGAAGGAAUAUCACCUAUUCCAGAGUUCAGCGGGGCCUGGGACGGGGAGUGGCAGGAACGAAGCGACUGCACCAAUAUCCAACCGAAAGAUCACAACAAGAGAGCCAGCCAUUGACGACUAUGGAUGUUCCUGGUCCGGGGAAUAAAAAGGUUUGUAGGAGCGAUGGCGGCGAUGAUGGUGAUAGAAUCAGUUCUCUGCCGCAGAGUCUAAUUGAGCACAUCUUGACCUUUCUUCCACUACGAGAAGCAGUUAAGACCAGUAUCUUGUCAUCUGCCUGGAGGCACAAAUGGGUGAAUCGUCCAUCACUCGUAUUCGAUGACCGUUUCUGGACGCCAUUCCCAGUUGUUGAGACAUCUGCCCAGUACUAUGCCACUUAUGGGGUCGUUCCUCGUACGAUCGACAGACUCAUAUCGGAUGUGUUCAGAGUUCUCUGUUACCACAAGGGACCCUUGAGGGAGUUCUCUCUUUCUAUCCCUCAACUGAGCAGCUACCCUGCUCUUGUUGAUCAGAUCUUGCUUUCCUUGCACGAGAAAUGUGUCGAGAAGUUGUGCAUUGAGAUCGAUGGUUGCAAGCUGCCUAGUCGUCUCUUCUCAUUCAGGCAGCUCAAGAAGUUGCAGUUGCUUGCGUGCACGUUCACGUCCUCUCGAAUUUCGUUCGAUCAAUUCAGCGCGCUUACUUGCCUUGAUCUUAGAUUAACCAAGUUCCCGGAUGUUGCUGGGGUUUCUCUCGCCAUUAGAUGCCCAUUGCUGUCAUCUUUGAUUAUGAUGGAUUUUGGCAGUGCCUUCAACCGCCUCGAUAUACUGAUUGAAGCAUCCAGCCUCAGCCUUUUCCAUUUUGUUGGGAGCUUCAGCUCUCUGUUGGUCAAGGAGGCUCCACUUCUCAAAGACGUGACUGUCUAUCGGACUGUAAGCUUUGUUGAUCUUCCUAGGAACAAAGAUGAACCCACUAAUUUCGUGAAAUUAUGCGGAGGUUGUCCAGCAGUUGAGCGGCUAUCUGUAGCAAUGUGGUUGUUCGUGAAUAAAUCCAUUCGCAGUAGCGAAGGUGGCGAUAGAAUCAGUUCUCUGCCGCAGAGUCUAAUUGAACACAUCUUGACCUUUCUUCCCCUACGAGAAGCAGCUAAGGCCAGUGUAUUGUCAACUGCCUGGAGGGAUAAAUGGGUUAAUCUUCCAUCGCUCAUAUUCGAUGACCGUUUUUGGACGCCAUUCCCAGUUGUUGAGACGUCUGCUCAGUACUAUGCCACUUAUGGGUCCGUUCCUAAUACGAUCGACAAGCUCGUGUUGAAUGUGUUCAGAGUUCUCUGUUACCACCGGGGACCCUUGAGGGGGUUCUCGCUUUCCAUCUCUCAACUGAGGAGCUACCCUGCACAUGUUGAUCAAAUCCUGUUUUCCUUGUAUGGCAAACCGAUUGAGAGUUUAUGCAUUGCGAUCGAUGGGUACAAGCUGCCUAGUCGUCUCUUCUCAUUCAGGCAGCUCAAGAAGUUGCAGUUGUUUGGCUGCGUGUUCACUUCGUCCAAAAUUUCGUUCGAGGAAUUCAGCAUGCUUACUUGCCUUGAUCUUAGAUCGGUCAAGUUCCCGGAUGUUGCUGGGGUUUCUCUCACUAUUGGAUGCCCAAUGCUUUCUGCUUUGAUUAUGCAUGAUUGUGGAAGCGCCUUCAACCGUCUAGAUAUAGUGAUCGAAGCACCCAGCCUCGGCCUUCUCCAUUGUGUGGGGAGCUUCAGCUCUCUGUGGGUCAAGGAGGCUCCACUUCUCAAAGAUGUGACCGUCUAUCAGACUGCAAGCUUUGCUGGUCAUCCUAGGAGCAAUGGACCCUCCAAUCUCAUGAAAUUAUGUGGUGGUUGUCCAGCAAUAGAGCGGCUCUCUUUAGCAUUCCAGCUCUUUAAGCUGAUUCUUCAACCGGAUCCAGCUGUGAACCUAAUGAUGCUUAGGCAACUGAAGAUGACUGAAGUGUGUCUCAGCUUUUACCAGGAUAUGUGGAGUGUUGUUAUCUUAAUCCAACUCUUCCCCAACUUGCAAGAACUCAUCAUCACUACGACGGCAGGUGCAAACCAGAAGGAAGUUAUCAGCCUGCCAAAGAAAAAACUGGAUAAAACCAGGGAGUACAUAGCAAGUAGGCUGGAGAAAGUGGAAUUGAACAAGUUGCAGGGUGUGCGGUACGAGUUACGUUUCAUUCGAUGGUUAUUAUCCGCUACACCCAAGCUUGUCAAGAUGGGGAUCACAUUGUCGGCAAAUAUAGAGCCCAGUCACCAGAUACAAACUCUGAAAGAGUUGAAUGGAUUUCAGCGGGCCUCCAGCACUGCACAAAUCAUAUUCAAGUGAUAGCCGCACUGGUAGUGGUUUCCGUAGCCAUUAUCUUCUCAAGUAGAUGAAAUUUAUGCUAGUCUUCUUAUGUUGUGCAUUGAGUACUCUUUCAUGGCACCUUGCUUUGGUGCAGGCCUUGUUACUGAUUUUGCAGGCCUUGCAUUGAGUACAUAUAUAUAUAUUUAUAGACAGGAAACAAUGUUCAUUUGGCC
Messenger RNA from Linum tenue, 3925 nucleotides. The record is from the annotation of a GenBank genome assembly. NCBI's taxonomy places the organism in Eukaryota, Viridiplantae, Streptophyta, Magnoliopsida, Malpighiales, Linaceae.